AACAGACCUUAACGCGGUCGCUGACGAACCACUGAGUUAACUCGCUCCUGAGACAAAAAGCUUUCGGUGAAGGCGACAAAAUGGAGGAGACAGAUCGUUCACGCGCUUUCGCCAAAGACGUUAAACGUAUCGUCGUUAAGGUUGGAACAGCUGUUGUAACUGGGAAAGGUGGGAGAUUGGCUCUUGGUCGCUUAGGAGCUCUCUGUGAACAGCUUGCGGAAUUGAACUCGGAUGGAUUUGAGGUGAUUUUGGUUACGUCUGGUGCGGUUGGUCUUGGUCGUCAAAGGCUUCGUUACAGACAGAUGAUCAAUAGCAGUUUUGCGGAUCUACAGAAGCCUCAGAGUGAGCUUGAUGGGAAGGCUUGUGCUGGUGUUGGACAAAGCAGUCUCAUGGCUUAUUAUGAGACUAUGUUCGACCAGCUGGAUGUGACGGCUGCUCAGCUUCUGGUGAAUGACAGCAGUUUCAGAGACAAGGAUUUCAGGAAGCAACUUAGUGAAACUGUACAGUCAAUGCUUGAUUUGAGUGUUAUUCCAAUUUUCAAUGAGAAUGAUGCUAUUAGCACCAGAAGAGCUCCUUAUCAGGAUUCAUCUGGCAUCUUUUGGGAUAACGACAGCUUAGCUGCUCUACUAGCUUUGGAACUGAAAGCUGAUCUUCUGCUUCUUCUGAGUGAUGUGGAAGGUCUUUACACUGGUCCUCCUAGUGAUCCUGACUCUAAGCUGAUCCACACAUUCAUCAAAGAAAAACAUCAAGAUGAGAUUACAUUUGGCGACAAGUCAAGGCUAGGAAGAGGUGGCAUGACUGCAAAAGUGAAAGCUGCGGUGAAUGCAGCUUAUGCUGGGAUCCCUGUCAUCAUUACCAGUGGGUUUUCAACUGAGAACAUAGACAAAGUCCUCAGAGGACUGCGUGUUGGAACCUUGUUUCAUCAAGAUGCUCGUCAAUGGGCACCGGUCACAGACUCUACUGCUCGUGACAUGGCAGUUGCAGCAAGGGAAAGUUCAAGAAAGCUUCAGGUACUGAUUGAUCAUGUCAGAAAAUCUUCUCUCCCUUCGUACAGAUGGCCUAAACUGUUUUGCAAUUUGCUACAGACCUUAUCUUCAGAAGAUAGGAAACAGAUUCUGUAUAAAGUUGCCGAUGCUCUUGAAGCAAAUGAGGAAACAAUCAGAGCUGAGAAUGAAUUAGAUGUAACUGCUGCUCAAGAAGCUGGACUUGAAGAGUCAUUGGUGGCACGCUUAGUUAUGACACCUGCGAAGAUCUCGAGCCUUGCAGCUUCAGUUCGUAAGCUAGCCGAUAUGGAAGAUCCAAUAGGCCGUGUUUUGAAGAAAACUGAGGUGGCAGACGGUCUUGUUUUAGAGAAGACCUCAUCACCAUUAGGCGUACUCCUGAUUGUUUUUGAGUCCCGACCUGAUGCACUUGUCCAGAUAGCUUCACUUGCCAUCCGUAGUGGAAACGGUCUUCUACUGAAGGGUGGAAAAGAGGCCCGGCGGUCAAAUGCUAUCUUACACAAGGUGAUCACUGAUGCAAUUCCAGAGACUGUCGGUGGUAAACUUAUUGGACUUGUGACUUCAAGGGAAGAGAUUCCUGAUUUGCUCAAGCUUGAUGACGUUAUUGACCUUGUGAUCCCAAGAGGCAGCAACAAGCUUGUUUCCCAGAUAAAAAGUACUACAAAAAUCCCUGUGCUAGGUCAUGCAGAUGGAAUCUGUCAUGUAUACGUCGACAAGGCAUGUAAUGUGGAUAUGGCAAAGCGCAUAGUUUCUGAUUCAAAGUUGGAUUACCCAGCAGCCUGCAAUGCUAUGGAAACGCUUCUUGUGCAUAAGGAUCUAGAGCAGAAUGCUGUUCUCAAUGAGCUUAUAUUUGUUCUACAGAACAAUGGAGUCACUUUGUAUGGUGGACCAAGGGCAAGUAAAAUACUGAACAUACCAGAAGCACGGUCGUUCAAUCACGAGUACUGUUCCAAGGCUUGCACCGUUGAAGUUGUAGACGACGUCUAUGCUGCUAUUGAUCACAUUCACGGACAUGGGAGUGCACACACAGACUGCAUUGUGACAGAGGAUCACGAAAUUGCAGAGCUAUUCCUUCGCCAAGUGGACAGUGCUGCUGUGUUCCACAACGCAAGCACAAGAUUCUCGGAUGGUUUUCGAUUUGGACUUGGUGCUGAGGUUGGAAUAAGCACAGGAAGGAUUCAUGCUCGUGGCCCAGUCGGAGUUGAAGGAUUACUUACAACAAGAUGGAUAAUGAGAGGAAAUGGACAAGUUGUGGAUGGAGACAAUGGGAUUGUUUACACUCAUCAAGACAUUCCCAUCCAAAAUUAAAAGUCUUUGUGUGUUUGUGUUGAGACUUGAAGAGAGGAGAGGAGGAGAGGAGAGGAUGUGCUUUUUGUUUCCUCUCUGCCAACAUCAUAUCCUAUUAUUAUUGUUAUCGAAACCCUCCCUUGUGAAGUGGUUUUGAUUUAGGGUUUAGAGUUUGCACCAAAAAUAAAUUUCUGUUUUACCACUUGGUCUUUGCUCAUAAGUAAGAUGAUGAAUGUUUUAUUAGCUUCUCUUCUUUGUCCAACAAAAGAAAAAAAAACUCGUUGUAAGGCUACCUACACCUUUCUUAUUUAUCUGGAAUCUUUGGAUUUUGAGUUUGAAUCUGC
Molecule: messenger RNA, 2632 nt
Organism: Eruca vesicaria subsp. sativa (arugula)
Lineage: Eukaryota; Viridiplantae; Streptophyta; Magnoliopsida; Brassicales; Brassicaceae
Source: the annotation of a GenBank genome assembly